Molecule: messenger RNA, 2146 nt
Organism: Aspergillus candidus
Lineage: Eukaryota; Fungi; Ascomycota; Eurotiomycetes; Eurotiales; Aspergillaceae
Exons: 1
Coding region: 116-2146 (676 amino acids)
Molecular function (GO): protein binding
Source: RefSeq, a predicted model, not a curated record
AACAAACCAAUGAUACGGUAUUUAAAGGCGAUGCAGACUGCGCCGACGGUCGAGCCGCAGUUGUGUGCAGCCUAUCGCGACUGUUCACUCUCACCGCAACACGCACAAUUCACCAAUGAAGGUACCAUGGGCUUUUGCGGCCGUUGUGCCGGCGCUCGUCAGCGCGCAGAGCGACCCCAUGGAGAAAGACAAGCUGUACCAGGAGGGCAAAACACCCGCUGUGGACAGGAUUGGAGAAGAUGUCGUGCCGACCGUCGACCAACCCAAACCACCCGGCAAACCGAUCACUGACUUCGAUGUUACCUGUUCGUCGGAAGUGGCCAGCCAUGGGUGUUCCAGUGUUCUGGACAGAGACGUCCAGUCAUACUGGCAGAACAACAACGGUGCGGAUGAGUCCAUUACAGUGGAUUUCAAGCGGGAGAUGAGCAUCAGCGGUCUGAUCAUGGUUCCCUUCCCGGAUACUGAAUCGUUCAUCGAGACGCAUUCGGUCGAAGUCAGCAAGGAUGGGAAGACAUGGAAGGAGGUCGCAUACGGCCGGUGGUGGCCCGACAACAGUGAGAAAAUGUCGGUCUUCCAGCCUGAGAAGGGCCAAUACCUGCGACUCACGAUGACCGAGAGUUCUGGUUUCAUCUCUGAGUUAGAGGUCUAUGAAACCGAGUACAUCCAGCCGGACCCGAAGAAAGGCGCCUGGGGGCCGACGAUUGAUCUCCCUCUUGUUCCGGUCUCUGGGGCCAUCGACCCGACGACAGGAAGCUUGAUCGGUUGGGCGUCAUGGCAAUACAACAUCUACCUUCAAAACCAGGGCUCAAAGACCCAGACCGCCACCUGGAACCCUAAAACCCGGGCCGUGACGCCACGGGAAGUGAACCAGACCAACCAUGACAUGUUUUGCCCCGGAAUUACCUUGGAUGACGAAGGAGAUCUUGUUGUCACCGGUGGUAAUAGCGCGCGCCAGACCACCGUGUAUAACAUUACCACCCGUGAAUGGGAGAAAAAAGCCAUUAUGCGUAUGGACCGGGGUUAUCAAGGAGCGACCAUCCUUUCCGACGGCCGUAUCUUUGUCAUUGGGGGUUCCUUCGGUGAGGUGGUCAACCUGAAGAACGGCGAGAUCUACGACGUCCGAAAGAAUACAUGGACGGAACUCCCGGGCGCCGAGGUAGUCAACAUGUUCACGGCUGACCGCGACGACUGGCGAAAAGACAACCAUGGCUGGCUUUUCGGCUGGAAGAACGAAACUGUCUUCCAAGCAGGUCCUAGCAAGAUGAUGAACUGGUACGGCGUGGACGGCACCGGCUCAGUCACCGCUGCUGGUAAACGCAACAAGAGGAAGUGGGGGGAUAACAUGUGUGGAAACGCGGUGAUGUUUGACUCGGGGAAGAUUCUCGGCUUCGGUGGAUCCCAAGACUAUGAAAAAUCCCGUGCCAGGAAUGAUACAUACCUGAUCUCAAUCGAUGAGCCGAAUACCAACGCGUCAGUCGUUCAACCAGAUGGAAUGAAGCAUAAACGGACUUUCCAUAACUCGGUGGUGCUUCCAGAUGGCUCGGUAUUCACGGCCGGAGGACAAGAGCUCGCGGCCCCGUUCGAUGAAUCCACCAGCCUACUUGAGCCGGAGCGCUGGGUCUACAACGCGGAGGAUCCUGCGCAAAGCCAGUGGGACACAUGGCUCCCCAACACCGUGGCCCGGACCUACCACAGCAUCGCGCUCCUGCUCCAGGAUGGGACUGUCUUCGUCGGCGGCGGUGGGCUCUGUGGAAAUUGCUCCGCCAACCACUUCGACGGACAGAUCUUCACGCCUCCGAAUCAUCUGAAUGACGACGGAUCCCUACGCAAGCGUCCGGUCAUCAAGUCGGUUUCGCCAGCCAACGCGAAACCGGGUGACUGGGUCCAGAUCGAAACAGAUUCGUCUGUCAACCAGGAUGCAGCAUCCAUCAUUCGCUACGGCUCGGCCACCCACACGGUGGAUACCGACCAGCGACGUCUUUCUGUCUCGCUCUCCAGGAGCUGGAAGUGGUUUUUCAAAUACUCCUAUAACUUCCAGAUCCCUCAGGAGCCUGGAGUUGCGACGCCUGGGUAUUACAUGCUGUAUGUCCUGGAUGACAAGGGAACUCCCAGCAAGUCCGAGAACGUUCGUGUAGCCGCCGUCUGA